GCGCCCCUCCCCCGCUCUCGGGUGUAGGGCGGGCGGGCGCUGCGGCGGCCGCGGCUGCUGCUUCCUCGGGCCAUUUUGCUGUGGCGCGGCGGGGAGGAGGAGUCGCCGAGGAGACCCCGGGAGAGGAGCUGCGAGCCGGAGGAGGCCGCGCGGGCUCCGGGCUUUCCGCGGUCUCGGGGAUCUCGGGGGGCAAAGGGAUCGCCGGGGAAGGGGACCGGAGAGCCGCGCGGAGCGCCCCUUCGCGCCCCCUGCACCAUGAGCUGGGGCACUGAGCUCUGGGAUCAGUUUGACAACUUAGAAAAACACACACAGUGGGGAAUUGAUAUUCUUGAGAAAUAUAUCAAAUUUGUGAAAGAGAGGACAGAGAUUGAACUCAGCUAUGCAAAGCAACUCAGGAAUCUUUCAAAGAAGUACCAACCUAAAAAGAACUCGAAGGAGGAAGAAGAAUACAAGUAUACGUCAUGUAAAGCUUUCAUUUCCACCCUGAAUGAAAUGAAUGAUUAUGCCGGGCAGCAUGAGGUUAUCUCCGAGAACAUGGCGUCACAGAUCAUUGUGGACUUGGCACGCUACGUUCAGGAACUGAAACAGGAGAGGAAAUCGAACUUCCACGAUGGCCGGAAAGCACAGCAGCACAUCGAGACUUGCUGGAAGCAGCUCGAAUCUAGUAAAAGGCGAUUUGAACGUGACUGCAAAGAGGCGGACAGGGCGCAGCAGUACUUUGAGAAAAUGGAUGCUGACAUCAAUGUCACAAAAGCAGAUGUUGAAAAGGCCCGACAGCAAGCUCAAAUACGUCACCAAAUGGCAGAGGACAGCAAAGCAGAUUACUCAUCCAUUCUCCAGAAAUUCAACCAUGAGCAGCAUGAAUAUUACCAUACUCACAUCCCCAACAUCUUCCAGAAAAUACAAGAGAUGGAGGAAAGGAGGAUAGUGAGGAUUGGAGACUCCAUGAAGACGUAUGCAGAGGUUGAUCGGCAGGUGAUACCCAUCAUUGGGAAGUGCUUGGAUGGAAUAGUAAAAGCAGCCGAGUCCAUUGAUCAGAAAAAUGAUUCACAGCUGGUGAUAGAAGCUUAUAAAUCAGGGUUUGAGCCUCCUGGAGACAUUGAGUUUGAGGAUUACACUCAGCCAAUGAAGCGUACCGUGUCCGAUAACAGCCUUUCAAAUUCCAGAGGAGAAGGCAAACCAGACCUCAAAUUUGGUGGCAAAUCCAAAGGAAAGUUGUGGCCGUUCAUCAAAAAGAAUAAGCUUAUGUCCCUUUUAACAUCCCCCCAUCAGCCUCCCCCUCCCCCUCCUGCCUCUGCCUCACCCUCUGCUGUUCCCAACGGCCCCCAGUCUCCCAAGCAGCAAAAGGAACCCCUCUCCCACCGCUUCAACGAGUUCAUGACCUCCAAACCCAAAAUCCACUGCUUCAGGAGCCUAAAGCGUGGGACUCAGUCUUUCUGUUUUCACAAAGAACUCAUGAAGAGGACAAUAGGGAAACCCACGUAUGCCUUUGAGGCUAGGGACUAUGUUCUUUCUCUCAAGCUGGGCGCGACACCAGAGGAUUUCAGCAACCUCCCACCUGAACAAAGAAGGAAAAAGCUGCAGCAGAAAGUCGAUGAGUUAAAUAAAGAAAUUCAAAAGGAGAUGGAUCAAAGAGAUGCCAUAACAAAAAUGAAAGAUGUCUACCUAAAGAAUCCUCAGAUGGGAGACCCGGCCAGUUUGGAUCACAAAUUAGCAGAAGUCAGCCAAAAUAUAGAGAAACUGCGACUAGAGACCCAGAAAUUUGAGGCCUGGCUGGCUGAGGUUGAAGGCCGGCUCCCAGCACGCAGCGAGCAGACGCGCCGGCAGAGCGGACUGUACGACAGCCAGAACCCACCCACCGUCAACAGCUGUGCCCAGGACCGUGAGAGCAGCCCAGAUGGCAGUUACACAGAGGAGCAGAGUCAGGAGAGUGAGGUGAAGGUGCUGGCCACGGAUUUUGACGACGAGUUUGAUGAUGAGGAGCCCCUCCCUGCCAUAGGGACGUGCAAAGCUCUCUACACGUUUGAAGGUCAGAAUGAAGGAACAAUUUCUGUGGUUGAAGGGGAAACACUGUACGUCAUAGAGGAAGACAAAGGCGACGGCUGGACCCGCAUCCGGAGGAAUGAAGAUGAAGAGGGCUAUGUCCCCACUUCCUAUGUCGAAGUCUAUUUGGACAAAAAUGCCAAAGGUGCUAAGACUUAUAUUUAAUACCAUUAAAAAAAAAACUUAAAAAAAAUGGAGUUGUGUGUCCCCACGACUGUGACCGUUACAGGCAGUUCUUCAAAAGACAGUGCCGUGUUCCUGUAGUCUCACGGUGGACUUCAGGGCCCGGGCACCUGAAUGGCCUUGUCUCGUUUGGGCUAUGAUCAAGUUUCACUUGCUGAUGAAAAUUAUGUGGAAAGCUGCCAACUGCCAAUUUACAGCCGUGUCAUUCGAAAUCUGAUAAACAUUUCUUCUUUUGGCUGCAUCUGUAGAUAAAAAUAAGUUGCACUGUAGCUUCUAAUUAAUCUUUCUGAAUUUAAAAGCCGGCACAUCCUGGAGGUGCAAGAGACUUCCCUUCUCUUGUUUGUAUCUAGUAUCCACCAUACAUUGAGCACAUGAGGUUACACAUUGUAACUGAACAAACUGAACUGUGCUAGUUUGUUGAAUGGUAUACUCAUUCACUUGGGAGGAAGUCACAGGUAAAGACCAUCUCCUUGACUAAAGCAGUCAAAAGAGUCUUAGCUUGGCAUCCAAAGUGUGUAUUUUUACUUAAACAUGGCCAGCACCCUUGGUGUAGGAUAUCACGAGUAGCCUGCAAGGUCUGUAUGAUCCCAGACGACCAACUGAAAGCUGGAAAAGUUGGCUGAAUUGACCAGUUGAUUUUUACAUGGGAUUACAGAUUUUCCAAAUCUCAUCAAUUGGCAGGUUUUGUGGUGUGUGUUUGUGUUUUUGUUGUUGUUUUGAGACAGACUCUGGCUCUGUUGCCCAGGCUGGAGUGCAGUGGCUCGGUCUCGGCUCACUGCAACCUCCGCCUACCAGGUUCAAGCGAUUCUCCUGCCUCAGCCUCCGGAGUAGCUGGGAUUAAAUGCGUCUGCACCACAUCCUGCAGAUUGUUGUAUUUUUAGUAGAGACAGGGUUUCACUGUGUUGGCCACGCUGGUCUCAAACUCCUGACCUCAGGUGAUCCGCCUGCUUCUGACUCCCAAAGGGAUUACAGGCUCGAGCCAUUGUGCCUGGUCCAAAUUGACAGUUGAUCAGAUGUGCUAGUGCUGUUUAGAUGCAGUGGUUAAAAGCAGGGUGUAUCCACGCAUCAGCUCCUUUUGGCUGUGAUUUUCUCUCACCCUUGGUUCUGUUUCUGUUGCGCUCACGCUUGCCCAGGUGGGGCUAUAAAUAGAACAUGGUGUGGCAGCAAGUGCUCCACCCACAGACACAGGUCUCCGCACGUUGCUGUUCAGAGUUUGGGGUUUGCUUUUGGCUUUUUUGUUUUCAAUCAUUGGCAAAGUUUGGAUUUACUGGAAAUUAUUUUAGAAUGUCUGGCUCAUUUUACACAAUUAACUAUAGCCAGAAAGAAAUAAAAUGUCUCACCACAUCGAAAGGAAUCUAGGCCACAUGAGAAUUUGCAUUUUUAAAUUGGCACUGCCGUGGGAGGGUAGAUAGUGAAAUUGGUCACACGCCUAGAUGGUUGCCAGGCAUCUCCCUGUGCCCAUUUUGAGAGUCUACCCCGAGAUCAUAGAGAACCUACUGCAAAUGGGUCAGAAUGAAGGGGUCAGGUUCAGAUUCUCUUUUGAAAAUUAUUUCCUUGUGUCCCUCCUACUUUCAAGUAGGAAAUUAGCCCCUGCCUCUACAUUGUGGGUUCAUUUGAUCAGCUCACGUCCAUUUAAAGCUGCUUUUCCAAGCAGUAGCCGCACAUUUGCUUGUGACUCUGUUUCAAGAUUCUCACAGCCAGUUAACCUUUACUUAGUGCCAGCCUGAUUUUUUUAAAAACAUACUUUUUAUUUUGAAAUAGUAACAAGAUUCUCGAGAAGUUGCCAAGAUAGGACAGAGAGGCCCCGGCACCCUUCACCCACCAUCCCCCAGUGGCUUCUUCUUACACAAUUAUACAGCAUACUAUCAGCCUGAGUAGUAAAAUAAAUAUAUAUUAACUUUGUAAUUCAAAUUUCUUUUUUUUUUUUUGAGACAGAGUCCUACUCUGUCACCUAAGCUGGAGGGCAGUGACGUGAUCCUGGCUCACUACAACCUCCGCCUACCAGGUUCAAGUAAUUCUUGCCUCAGCCUCCCAAAUAGCUGGGAUUACAGGUGCCCACCACCACACCCGGCUAAUUUUUUUUUUUUUUUUUUUCAGUAGAGACAGGUUUUCACCAUGUUGGCCAAGCUGAUCUCAAACUCCUGGGCUCAAGUGAUCCUCCUGCCUCAGCCUCCCAAAGUGCUGGGACUACAGGGGGAGCCACCAUGCCAAGCCCACAUUUCUUUUGGAUACUUUUGCUGACAUAGUAUCAAUAAAGCCACCCAUCUGGCGCCGGGCCUCAUUAGGAAAACUGUUUCAGUUCUCCUUUGUAAGGAUUGCAGCAAGAAAAUAAGCUGACUCUUCAACCACAGGGAUCUGUUUAAAUGAGCAGUAGGAAGUUUCCAGCUUCACCCAAGUAAUCGAGUAAAUGGGAAACUUCUAAGUUAUUAAAAUCUGACCUUUCUAUCCAAUGACAAACUCAUUUCCAAUCUGUUAACUCCUGGACAAAGCAAACUAAAACACUGAAAAAACAAAAAUAGGGCAAGACAACAUUAACUUUGUAAAAGCCUGCUUUGCAAAAAGGCAUUCUGUCAAGCUGUGUAUUUUCUUAAUUAUUCAAAUUUAGUUAUUCAAAUUUAAUUCAGAAACUAGCUGAGUUGGUUUCAGGGGGAAUGGGGUGGGAGGGGUUUGGGCACAUAUAUUUAUGAUGAUAAUUUUAAAUUUAUGAUCAUUACAUUGUAUGCCUCAGUACUCUAACAGGUGAAUCUGUAAUAUUGACUAAACAGUUGAAGAUAUUUCGUAAAUUUCAGGUCCAUCUCAUCAAUGCGUGAAAUAAUAGAAAACAAUACCCAUAGAAUUGAGAAUCUCCAUUUCCACCCAAAGUAUACUUUAUCUUUUGCUAGUAGUUAAAUAAAAGACUGUUAAAAGAAGCAAAAUCUCAGCUACUUAUACAGUUUUCUCCUUUUAUUUGAAAGUUACACUUAGAGAUUAAUAUGUACAGAGAAGCCUUUUCUCCCUACUCUGUUUAUAAGUCCGUCCAACCUCCCCACAAACACUGCCCUCCUUAAACCCAUCUGAUGUGAGCAAAGCCACGUGUUAUGAGGCCCAUAACUCAGUACAGCUGUUUUAAUAAUGCCAGUGCACCUUUUGUGUGUGUGUGUGUGUGUGUGUUCCUACAAUGUGCUUAUUUAAUAAUUGCCAAAAUAUUUAGACUAGAGUGACUUCUGAUGGGACAACUGCAUUGUGACUUUCUUUUGUGUUUUUUUUAAAUUGCUGUCUGUUAAAUAUUUCCAUAAUUCCCCCCACGGAAGACGUGUAUAUACUGCAACUUAAAAACUAAAAGGAGUACUUGAAUGCGUUGUUUUAAUGUUGUACUUUUAUCUGUUUGUUUUAUGGGUGUCCUGCUGCCUCAUGACCUUUCUGUUUUUAUAAUUGCCGGAAAGCCGCGAGGCCUCUCGCAUGGGGAGCUAGCCCCCGCUGCGGCUCCGCACUUGAGUUUAUUAUAAACUCUGGGGUUCUGAGUAAGUUUCCUUUGAAUACAGCGACAUGAUUGUCUCUUUCUAUUCUUAUCCUAAAAGAAAGACUCUGUCUGGCAUCGUUUAGUUGUACCCUCGUAUCUGCCUCUCUAAUAAAUGUUAUAUUUUUUCUCA
This is a messenger RNA of Callithrix jacchus (white-tufted-ear marmoset), 5855 nucleotides long. It is a transcript of the gene FNBP1, whose product is annotated as formin binding protein 1. Gene Ontology annotation, biological process: signal transduction; endocytosis. Lineage: Eukaryota; Metazoa; Chordata; Mammalia; Primates; Cebidae. The record is from RefSeq and is a predicted model, not a curated record. Gene Ontology annotation, molecular function: protein binding.